UUCGCGUUUUUCUAAAUGUCGCCCGCAAUCCCCAGCCAGAGUUAACACUCUCUCAAUGGGAUGCCGCUGUUUUCGGCGCACCAGAAGCAAUGAGAGCUUAUUUUCCCAAAUAUAAUCAGUCCGAGUCGUCUACUUUGCCGCUUAUGACGGUACCUUCUGUAGUCCUCAACGAGCCGGGAAUGCCUGUCUCUUCGAGCUCGGUAACAAGAAGCGGAAUUGCCGAUCGAGUAAAGGACCGGGAUGGACGUGUUUGCGUAUUUUCUGGCGUGUCCGAUCCCGAGGCGGCGCAUAUUUUUCCGUACUCGACGAUCAAAGACAGGAACUUUGGGCUCAUUAGCCUGAUUCUCUCACAGUUUUGGGGCUCCGAAAAAUCAAUGGCAUGGCGUAGGAUAUUUGAGGAUGCAGCCAUUUCUAAUUCUCCCAAGAACGGAAUCUCCAUGAGUCGCCAGAUCCAUUUCUGGUUCGACAAGACAAAGUUCGCCCUCAAGCCUCUCCGACAAACCCCAGAAGGUAUCGUCGUACAAUGGCACUGGCUGAAGGAGAGCAUCCUGAAGCCACUUGUCCAUAUUCUCCCGAACGAGGAUAUUCUUCUCCAAGCUGGGGUGACAGAUCGGAACUGGGGCAAGGGCUUAAUAGCACACCGGGAGAGUGGUGUGAGGAUCCAGACCGGUCAGACCUUCCUCCUCCGACAACACGAGGACAUGCCCAGCUGGGAGCUGCUAGAGAUUCAGUGGAAUCUCCACCGGAUUGCAGCCAUCUGUGGAGCGGCCGAUGUGACUGACGACUACUACUACGACUUCGAAGACCGGGAUGAGCGUGGCUUCGAUGAAGUCGUGGCCGCCAAACAGCGUGCCAUCGCCGCCAGACAGGCCAAUGCCAAUGAGGGAGACGAUAGUGGCAAUAGCGAUGGCGGGGAUGGGUUUAAUAAGAGCGACUCAAAAGACCGCCGCGGUUAGGACACGAGACGGAUCACGGAGCGCUUACGCAGCAUCACUUUAAGAAAUAAAGGCAAGAGUUUAAAGGAGCUCUUCAGGACGACAAUGCUUGCUUCACCUACGACAGGCACGAUGCCUACCUCAUCGAUUGCUCGUUCCAAGGGGAAGCGUAAAUCUCUCCACGAUCUUGGGUGGUUUUCGAAGG
This is a messenger RNA of Thermothelomyces thermophilus ATCC 42464, 1140 nucleotides long. RefSeq lists its product as uncharacterized. The transcript has 2 exons. The record is from RefSeq and is a predicted model, not a curated record. Lineage: Eukaryota; Fungi; Ascomycota; Sordariomycetes; Sordariales; Chaetomiaceae. The coding region runs from base 180 to 956 and encodes 258 amino acids.